AUGCCUCGUGGUCAGAAGAGUAAGCUCCGUGCCCGUGAGAAACGCCGCCAGGCCCAAGGUGAGGCCCAACUGAAGGCCCAAGCUGACACUCACGAUCCUGAGGGUGCUCAGGCCACUACAGGAGAGGAGAAAGGGUCUCCCCACUCCUCCUCUCCUUCUUCUGGGAAGUCUCCCCAGAGCUUCCCUGCUGCUGGCUUUCCCCAGGGGCCUGAAAGAGUCCCAUCCACCACCACUGAUGCUGCCUGUGUGUGCGGCACAAAAGCCACCGUAGGUGCAGAGGGCCAAGAGGAGGGAAGAGCAAGUUCCUCUCAGGCCCCACCCCCCACUGAGAAAUCACAAAGGGAUCCGCUCAGCUGCCGUGUGUUCAUGUUGUUGGGCUUUCUGCUGGAGAAGUAUAAAGCUAAAAAGCACAUUUCCAAGGCAGACAUGAUAAAGAUCAUCAACAAAAGGUUCAAGGAGCAAUUCCCUGAGAUCCUGAGGAGAGCCUCUGAGCACAUUGAGGUGAUCUUUGGCCUCGAAGUUAAGGAAGUUGACUCCAAGGGUCAAUACUACACCAUUGUCAGAAAAUGGGAAAUUAGCAAGGAAGAGAAUAUAUAUGGUGGUGGUCGGUAUCACAAGAAUGGCCUCUUGUUACCUCUCCUGGGCUUGAUGUAUGUGAUAGGCAAGCGGGCGACUGAAGAGAAGAUUUGGCAAUUCCUGAAUAGUUUGGGUGUUUAUGAUGGGGAGAGGCACAUAAUCUUUGGGGAUCCCAGGAAGCUCAUCACCAAAGAUUUGGUGCAGGAAAAGUACUUGGAGUACCAGCAGGUGCCCAACAGUGAUCCUCCACGCUAUGAAUUCCUUUGGGGUCCCAGAGCCUAUGAUGAAGCCAACAAAACAAAAGUCCUGGAAUUUUUGGCCAAGGUCAGUGAUAUGAAACCCAGUACCUUUCAAGCCCUGUAUGAAGAAAUUCGGAGAGAGAAGGAAGGAGGAGCUGCAACUGAGGUUGGUUCUCUUGCCAGGGCUAGGGCCCAUUUCAUGGAAUAG
Orycteropus afer afer is the source of this 1023-nucleotide messenger RNA. Its product is annotated as melanoma-associated antigen B2-like. Lineage: Eukaryota; Metazoa; Chordata; Mammalia; Tubulidentata; Orycteropodidae. The transcript has a single exon. The record is from RefSeq and is a predicted model, not a curated record. Bases 1 to 1023 code for a protein of 340 amino acids. Gene Ontology annotation, biological process: negative regulation of transcription by RNA polymerase II. Gene Ontology annotation, cellular component: nucleus.